AUGCUUCUUGAAGAUGAUGCUGUCUCAUAUGUCUCGCCAGUUAUACCCCACACCAACAAAAAGCUAUCAGAGCCGAUCAGUGAGCUAGAGUUAUUCUACACGAGAGAGGGAGCGGAUCCAGAACAACCUAAUCUAAGUAGACCAAUGUUUGUUAAGAAACAAAAAAACAUAAGAACACUUGUCUUGAGGAAUGAAAACCACAUUGUUAAUUCGAGUCACCUCAAGAAGCAUAUGUCAACCACGCUAUCCAUUCCUAGCAGCGAAAGAGUGCUUCUGGAAGUUUUGUCACUGUCUAUUUUCUUAUCUACAGAGAACAAGACUUCUACCAUGUCAACUCGCCCUAUUUCAAAAGAGUCCAAUUCAUCUCCCGACAGCACAGUAUUGGAGAAUUUAACCUUUUCUCCAGAUACACAUCGACCCACUGUCAGAGAUGUGCAUACAAUCGAAAGCACGCACGAAUACCAAUUAGAGCCUGAUCUAUGGGGAGAAACAAAUAGUAUCUCCUCAACAUCAUCAUUUGUGGCCUUCCAGCAGAAGUUUAAAGAAAAAUAUAGGUCGUGCUUGAGUAAGGGCAAGAGCUUAAGGCAUCAUAAUAAUUUACACGUUCUGUUCAGAUCUCCGCUAAGAUCUCCUAGAAGCUCCGAUGACUUCAUGGGGAUACACAUUAAUGUGCGUGCACAGCCGCUUGAGGGUCAUCAUUCAAACUCACACGGGUUCAAAAAAAUCAGAGACGUCUUUGUGAAAAGAGUAUAA
Messenger RNA from Dujonia railenensis, 753 nucleotides. The record is from the annotation of a GenBank genome assembly. NCBI's taxonomy places the organism in Eukaryota, Fungi, Ascomycota, Pichiomycetes, Serinales, Debaryomycetaceae.